Fusarium sp. VM40 is the source of this 2112-nucleotide messenger RNA. NCBI's taxonomy places the organism in Eukaryota, Fungi, Ascomycota, Sordariomycetes, Hypocreales, Nectriaceae. The record is from the annotation of a GenBank genome assembly.
AUGCAACCCGCAGAACAAGAGCCAGAGCGUUAUAUCCGCAGCCGCAUCGCCAAUGCCUGCGACGGGUGCAAAUCUCGCAAAGUCAAGUGCGACGGGAAAUUGCCCUGCAGCUACUGCGCGCGUCGUCAGAAGCCCGGCGAUUGUCACUACUCGCCGCAGGUUCGGCGCCGGAGGAAUGGCCAUGGCUCCGUGACUUCUUUGAGGUCGCCCGCCGCUUCCGAGGGGAGGGCUCAUUCUACCAGACACACGAGUCCCGCGACACCGGUCAAUGGCGAUGCAACUGCGCAGCAGGAGACGGCGCAGACUCAGCCAAUUGAUGCCGAUGAUGAGACCGAAGUGCCGAGAGAAGCGCGGCUGGUGUGUGAUGCCCAGGGCAAAUUGAUCUUUGUGGGAGAUUGCGCACCGCUUUCUUUCUUCCAAUCGGUUCGACAACUUGUCACCACCAGAGUUGGCCAGAACGCAUUUGCUCCUCAGUCAAGUCGCUACUCGGUCCUCGAAAAUGCCACUGCGCAUCAAUCGCGGCGGUUACCAGGUGACAACCGCAUACCAAGCGUCCACCCAAAUGACAUUCCACUAGCCGUGUCAAACUACCUCUCCAUUGCAACUGGCCUCGUGGAUCUUUUUGACAAUCGAAGACUCCAGGAGGAUCUUAUCUUAUGGGCGAAUAUGGAUCAAAAGCAAGAUGAUGCUACCACUGUUGUCAAUCUCCUCGUGCUGGCCAUUGGAACAAAGAUCAACAACGAGGAACGUGCUCAAGACUACUUUGAAUAUGCGCGAGAAAAGGCCUACUCCAACCUCACUGGAAAUCUCAGCGUGACAACUGUGCAGAUGUUUACUCUCAUCACGCUAUACAUGCUCUGCUCCUGUCAGAUCAACGGGGCCUUCCUAUUCUUCGGCACAGCCGUCCGAGCAGCCUACUCCAUCGGCAUCCAUAGAACAGAAGUUAAUGCGCGUUUCGGCCCUGACAUCCAUAGACAACGAGACCGUCUGUGGAAAAGCUUGCGGGUGGUUGAUCUGUUCCUGAGCACUUCCAUGGGCCGACCACCUGCGACUUCCGACGUGGACUGCACAGUUCCGUAUCAAAGCCCGGAUGAAAACCUCGAAGAACCUCUAGAUUUACUCAAUGCGUCGGUGCAGAUAUUUCUAGUGCUUGAGGGAGUCGUCACUGAGAUUUACUCAAGACGAAAGAUCUCGCUACAGCUUACAGAGGGUAUAUCGCUCCAGCUACGGGACUGGUCUUCACGCUGGUUAAAACAGCUCAAAGACAUGGUCGCAAACCCGGAAGUGCAUGACAGGGCUCAAGCAAGUGGUGCCUGUCAGAUCUUGGCCACGUAUUACUACGCUGUCAUGCUGGUAUCUCGGCCAUUUCUCAUGUAUGAGCUCUGCCGACGCUUGUCGGAUAGUUCGGUGGCGUCGAAUGGGCGGCCUGCCUUGACGUCUGGAAAAUCAAAGCUGGCUGAUGCUUGUAUUGAUGCGGCCAGUCUUAUGGUUGAUCCGAUACUGGACUUGAUCCAACGGGGUAUUCUUGUUGGACAUGUCCCUAUUUUGGUAUCAUGGCUAUUUGCCAGCUCUCUCGUGCUUGGAAUAGGUCUCCUCGGUGGAUUCGGCCGCGUCCUCGAAAAAUACACACGCAUGGCCAUCCACGCCCUAGACCACUGCUCCAAACACGACACCCACGCAGGACAAUACUCACUCAUCGCCCAAUCCCUAUUAACCACCGCUCUCGAACAUCUCGAAAAGCAAGAACUCGCCGAACGCCAACGCCGCACCGAAAACUCAAGCCAGCUCUUCGGCCUCAUCCCUUCCGACGCGGGCGUAGGCUCGUCUCCGAGUCUCCGCAGAGAGGCGAGCAACUCGGUGGCCAGCCCAGCCCGAGGCCGCGAGUCACUGGAUAGAUCAUUCUUGCAGCACAACGGGUUACAGAAUGUUGGGUCGCCGCUGUUUGGCGAUCUCGAUUCGGCUUUCCUAGGCUUAAGCGAGUCCAUGAUGCAGACGCCGGAUCCGAGUUACUGGGGCGGGCCGCUGGGCGCUGAAGCUGAUUCCGGAUCGGCUUUGAACCUGUUUGCCUUGCUGGAUGCUGGGGGUGGUAUUGAUCUGACGCAUCAUUUGUAA